CGGACGGCUUCUAGCUCCAGCACAGCACUACACAUCUGUUGCCUCUCAGGUGCAAAGGCUACCCCCAAUCACGAUUUAUCACCGAAGAGCGUUAUCAUUGAAUUCGGACAGGCGUUGGUGCUGUCAUUUGACUGUUGUGCAUUUGGCCCGCCAUGUCUCAUUCUCAUUCAGCCCUGGGCAUCGCAGAAACUAUACAAGCAGCCUCCAUCAAACGUCAUCCUGACCCUGCACACGAUAUCAACCCAGCCACCGCUGCGUCGGCCAAAGAGCCCUACAAUGUCGCCCAUUCCGAUGACACCGCGAGUAUCCCUUCCGAUAUCGUGGACCCAGGUCGGGUGAUUCACCCAGUGCCGCGACGCGCAAACCUACCUCCGCUUCCAGACCUGAGGUUUGAACAAAGCUAUCUAGCCAGCAUAAAAAACGCCGAAUCAUGGAAACAAGUUACUUGGAUCACAGUUAGGGAUCAGGUCCUCUUUCCCCUGAUCCAAGGCACUGUCUGGACCCUCGCGCUCCUGGGAUGGCGGUUCUGGAACCGUAAUGCGCAAUUGCAGGGUACUAGCCUCGGUACAAGACUACGUAGGUGGUGGUACGAAGUGAAUAACUGGCCGAUUCAGAAUAUUAAGAGUGAUAAGAAACUUGCUCAACGAGUUGGGGAUUUUUACACCACCCAAAUCUCAAACGAACAAUAA
Talaromyces proteolyticus is the source of this 689-nucleotide messenger RNA. RefSeq lists its product as uncharacterized. Gene Ontology annotation, molecular function: mitochondrion autophagosome adaptor activity. NCBI's taxonomy places the organism in Eukaryota, Fungi, Ascomycota, Eurotiomycetes, Eurotiales, Trichocomaceae. Gene Ontology annotation, biological process: mitophagy. The transcript is spliced from 3 exons. Bases 153 to 689 code for a protein of 178 amino acids. The record is from RefSeq and is a predicted model, not a curated record.